AUGUAUAGCAAUUUCAAGGAGCAGUCUACAGAAUUCGUGAAGCAGGCGGUUAAUGAAGAAAAUACGAAGGUGAUUCGUGAUGUUCUUGAUGAUGGAGGGACAGGGCUAGCGGAUUGGCUCAUGGUGAGCACGAAUGAUAUUCGCAACACCAGCAACGAAAAAAAUGGUAAACAUAUAUCAUCUGAAAGUGACGAUCAAGAAAGUAAUGAGCUUCCACACAUUGAGAAAAUUGAUAACAACCCACUGAGGGAUUUUAAAAAAUUGUUUCUAUGGCGUAUUCCAAAAUUGUUUGAUCAUGGUGAUGUGGAUGGAUGUGGUGUCGUUGAUGGAGGACGUAAGAUUGGGCAGCUAUUCAUAUCCAGUAAAGAAAUUGGCAUUGGAAGAAAUGGUACUGUUGUUCUUGAGGGAAUUUAUCAUGGCCGUCCUGUUGCUGUCAAACGUCUUGUGAAAACCCAUCAUGAAUUGGUUAGUAAAGAGAUUCAACAUCUUAUUUCAUCUGAUCAGCAUCCAAAUAUUAUUCGAUGGUAUGGAGUGAAGUAUGACCAAGAUUUCAUCUAUCUUAUUCUGGAGCGUUGUACUUGUAGUUUAAGGAAUUUGAUACAAACAUACUCAGAUUCUUCUCCAAAUCUUACAUUUAAUAAGCAUCAGGCAACAAACUCAGUGAAUGAGUACAAUGUUGGGUUGGAUUCAGCAGUAGGACAUAGUAACGAUAUUGAAUUGUGGAAGAAGAAUGGGUAUCCUUCACCCCAUUUGCAAAACCUUAUGAGGGAUGUGGUUUGUGGCCUAGCACAUUUGCAUGACCUAGGAAUCAUUCAUAGAGACUUGAAACCUCAAAAUGUGUUGAUCGUUAAGGAUCGAUCAUUAUGUGCAAAACUCUCUGACAUGGGUAUUAGCAAGCGCCUUGCUAAGGAUAAGUCUUCCUUGGGUCACAAUCCUACUGGUUCUGGUACUUCAGGUUGGCAAGCACCUGAACAGCUCCUUCGUGGACGUCAAACACAUGCAGUAGAUUUAUUUACUUUAGGCUGUAUCCUCUUCUUUUGCAUCACUGGAGGUAGACAUCCUUUUGGUGACCAUAUUGAACGUAAUGUAAAUAUUAAGAACAACAAGAUGGAUCUUUUCCUGGUAGAGCAUAUUCCUGAAGCUACGGAUCUUCUCUUUCGGCUGUUAGACCCCGAUCCAUCAUUGAGGCUUAAGGCGAUGGAGGUAUUGCACCAUCCUUUGUUUUGGAGUUCUGAGAAGCGGCUCUCAUUUCUUCGAGACACCAGUGAUAGGGUACAAAUAGAAAGAGGAAUUGAAUCUGAACUCCUAAAUGCAUUAGAAAAUGUUGCACCUGUUGCUUUUGAUGGGAAAUGGAAUAAAAAGUUGGAAGCUGUAUUUAUCAAUAAUAUUGGUCAUUACAAGCUAUAUAAGUUUGGUAGUACUUGUGAUCUAUUACGGCUCAUGCGAAACAAGUUGAAUCAUUAUCAAGAACUUCCAAAAGAAACCCAGGAAAUUCUUGGACCAGUUCCUGAAGGGUUUGAUGAUUAUUUUUCACUUCGAUUCCCCAGACUCUUAAUUGAAGUGUAUAAAGUUGUAUGCACAUACUGCAAGGAAGAGGAGUGCUUUUCAAAGUAUUUUAAGGAUAGUCUGUUGUAAUUUUAA
Messenger RNA from Telopea speciosissima, 1641 nucleotides. Its product is annotated as serine/threonine-protein kinase/endoribonuclease IRE1a-like. The record is from RefSeq and is a predicted model, not a curated record. Gene Ontology annotation, molecular function: protein serine/threonine kinase activity; RNA endonuclease activity; ATP binding. Bases 1 to 1635 code for a protein of 544 amino acids. Gene Ontology annotation, cellular component: IRE1-TRAF2-ASK1 complex. NCBI's taxonomy places the organism in Eukaryota, Viridiplantae, Streptophyta, Magnoliopsida, Proteales, Proteaceae. Gene Ontology annotation, biological process: mRNA processing; intrinsic apoptotic signaling pathway in response to endoplasmic reticulum stress; protein phosphorylation. The transcript has 5 exons.